CUUAAUAAAAGCUGAGUUGAUAAGAAACUCCAGUUUCCAUUCGUUGUUUGGAACAAAACUCUUGAAACAUCGAGUUUCCAUUACUGCUGCUCAAAAUCGAAUAAUGCUGCAACAUUUUUUAAUGAGAGCUCUGGAAAACUGCUAUCAAACUACAACGGUAAAUUAUUUUUAGUUUGAGUGUAGCUUUUCCACAUAACUGCGUCGCAAAUAUUUGCAUUUUAGCCUAUCUUCAAUUCGACUAUGUAUUCGAUUUCUAAUACAUCGAUUUUAUUCCCCAACACCAAUAGAAAUCAUCUCCGUAGCACUUUCCACUUACGCAAAGAUGAUAGCAGAAUGAAAAGCGGUUGACCUUUAUUUUAAAUUCGCUACUACGUAUGUAAAACCAAAAUUAGCUUCAAUUCCUCACAUAACAUUAUCGCGUACCUACAUAAAGUGUUGUCUCGCGAUGAUUCCUAAUGGGAUUCCCUUGAUUUUAAUCUACACCUGCACCUUAUUUGCUGAACUGUAUUCUUUACUGGCAUGCCAGAGGAUUGAAAAACUGGACCACAAAAGUUACAAUCUACAAAUAAUGGGGAAAUACUUUUUGUUAUUUUUCACUGUGUGGACUAUCAUAAUGCAAAUGACAUUCCUAGGACUGGCAGUGUCCCACGAGGUGUCUGAAGUAUUGAACCUCAGCCUCAGUGUUCGCAAAAAAUUAGGAAGAGCUAGAGCUGUCAUUUUUGACACAUUCACACUGCCUUGUACAAUGUUGACUGUAUCGGUAUUUUGGGUCAUCUGGCACAUAGACAAAGAGUUAAUCUUCCCAUCAGAAUUGAGCAGAGUGUUCCCAGAUUGGUUAAACCACAUGUUGCAUACUUUUAUUGUGGUGCCGGUGGUCGUAGAGAUCCUGGCACCGAAAAAAUACAGUUUUGUCGACUACAAAGUGGCGGCAAGGACAUUGUUCCUAUUCGCUGUGGUAUAUCAAAUAUUGUAAGUAAAAUGAAUUAAAAUCAUUUAUCAUCAACGGUAAAAACAUGCGAGGUCUGUAAAGUGAUGAAACUGGCAACGUAGCGUUCGAUCUGGCAACACUGGAGGCGCCGGGCUGGGGAAACUCUGGAACAUGUGAUCUGCCUUCAAUACACGUUUGAACUCGCUCGAGUCAUUUGGCUGUCCAAAGCGAUUUUUUUAUGAAACAGUUUUUCCUAUUGUUCUAAAAAUGAAAAUUUCGAGCAACGGUAUGCUUCAGAAGGAAGUUAGUUUGGGGUGACAGUAAAAAAAAUUAGUUAUUUUUGAAUAAAACAGUCUCAUUACUCAAUUUACGGAUAUUGUAGAAACAGCAUUGCCAGAUCAACAAUUACGAGUUAAUUAACCAUAACUUGAAAAGCCAAUUCACGGACAACUACUAUUUAACUUAAAAGUUAUAGUCACCAAAGUUGAAAGUUGACCAGCGAUUAAAAAACUGGGCCUAAGCCUGUCACCUGAGAUGUGAUCUCAGCUCUAAAUAACUGCAAAGAAUAUAUGUAUCUUUGAAAAUGAAUGUCUCAUUUCAGAUAUGUCUUCAUCUAUAUUCAACAUGGCGUGUGGCUCUACCCAAUCCACGGUAGAGUAGGAUGGCCACUAAGAAUUAUAUUUUUCAUUGGCAAAAUAUCCAUAUUGAUGAGCUUCCAAUUUAUGGGAAUCAGCCUUCAGCACAGGAAGAAGAAAAUGCUUAAGAGUAAAAAAGUAAAAUGACACCAUUUGUUAUAUUAUUUUGAAUAUGAAUCAUUAUCUGUGACUGUUUAUGUAAAUAAGCUUUGUUAUAAAAGUUUUGACGUUUAUAAAAUGUAGAAAUUUAUUUUUUCUACUGCGUAGUAUAACGAAUAAAACGCAGUGGC
Messenger RNA from Acanthoscelides obtectus, 1853 nucleotides. The record is from the annotation of a GenBank genome assembly. NCBI's taxonomy places the organism in Eukaryota, Metazoa, Arthropoda, Insecta, Coleoptera, Chrysomelidae.